UGGAGUGAAGCAAGUUCUGUUCUUCCUGGGUCAGCAAGUGGUGAUGAAGGAGAGCAGGGCAGAGACAGUGGAGAUAAGCAGUAAAGCACGAUACUGUGAUAGAUUUUGGGGGGGUAAAGGUAAAGGGACCCCUGACCAUUAGGUCCAGUCGUGACCGACUCUGGGGUUGUGGCGCUCAUCUCGCGUUAUUAGCCGAGGGAGCCAGCGUACAGCUUCCAGGUCAUGUGGCCAGCAUGACAAAGCCGCUUCUGGUGAACCAGAGCAGCGCACGGAAACGCCGUUUACCUUCCCACUUGGAGCGGUACCUAUUUAUCUACGGCACUUGCACUUUGACGUGCUUUCGAACUGCUAGGUUGGCAGGAACUGGGACCUCACCCCGUCGCGGGGAUUCGAACCGCCGACCUUCUGAUCGGUGGGGGUGGCUAAAUCCUAUUCAUUAAUAAAUGCAGGCGAUGGGUCUCGAAUCUGAGCUGGAAGGUCUUGACCUGAAGUCCAAGCAUUGUCCAAUGCUGGUGGAAUUUGAGGGAGUCACUUUGCUCAGAGAAAUUGAAGAGAACUGGGAUCAACUGAAAGGCUUCCAAGCACACCCUGACGAUCUUCUCAUCUGCACUUACCCCAAAGCAGGGACUACAUGGAUGCAGGAAAUUGUGUACAUGAUCCAGCACGGAGGAGACCCCCAGAAAUACGCUCAGGUCCCAAUCUACCUACGGAACCCCUUCAUAGACCUGUUUCCCCCAAAGCCCUUACCCUCAGGCUUGGAUGUGGCGAGGAAAAUGCCCUCUCCGCGCACGAUCAAAUCCCACCUCCCAAUCCAGCUCCUGCCGCCUUCCUUCUGGAAACAGAACUGCAAGAUCAUUUAUGUGGCCAGGAAUGCCAAGGACAACGCAGUCUCCUACUUUCACUUUCACCGCAUGAACAAAUUCCUUCCAGAGCCUGGCACGUGGGAAGAGUUUAUUGAGAGAUACAUUGCAGGAGCAGUGACCUAUGGCUCAUGGGCCAACCAUGUUCGUGGAUGGUGGGAGGCCAAAGAACGUCACCCAAUUCUGUACGUUUUUUACGAAGACAUGAAAGAGGAUCCGUCCCGGGAAAUCCAGAAGGUAGCCCAGUUCCUGGGAAUAGAGCUCCCAGAAUUUGUUCUCAACCAGAUUGUGCAGCACACAGAUUUUGAGAACAUGAAAACAAACCCAAUGACAAAUUAUACCACCUUCCCUUCUGCCUACCUGAACCAAAGCGUCUCGCCCUUCAUGAGAAAAGGAACCGUAGGAAACUGGAAGGAACACUUCACAGUGGCUCAAAGUGAACAGCUAGAUCAUGUCUGUGCCCAGUUAUUAAAGGGCAGUGACCUGAACUUCCGCACACAGCUGUAAGCAUCUCUCCAUGCCUCAUAGUGAAAUUUUCAGACUUUUGACUGAAGAGGAGCUGAAUAAAAGAGCCAUACUGUAUUGAUAAAGGGAAAAUCCCUUUGUUAUACAAUACUACUGAUUGAGGUGCUGUUUCUCAGACAGCUUUUAGAUGGUUGUUGUUGUUGUUGUUGUUGUUGUUGUUGUUGUUGUUGUUACAAUCAAGCAGUGUAUAAAUUUUAUGAAAUAAAUAACUAAACCAGCUCCCCACUGAUUGGAGUCCUUAAGCCAUUCCUAAUUCAUCCCCAGCAAAUGUGUGAACAGG
Molecule: messenger RNA, 1665 nt
Organism: Zootoca vivipara (common lizard)
Lineage: Eukaryota; Metazoa; Chordata; Lepidosauria; Squamata; Lacertidae
Product: sulfotransferase 1C2-like
Molecular function (GO): sulfotransferase activity
Source: RefSeq, a predicted model, not a curated record